UCAUGGAAAGAUUUUGCUUAAAUCCAGAACAUUAAAAUAAACAAAUUAUAGGUUAUUGUGUAUAAGAAUUGUGUCGAAAGUAAACAAGAGCACUUUGUAUGAAAUGUAUGACUGGAUAGGCACAUUCAGGACAUAAAAUUAUAGAAUAAACUGAAGAAGAAGAUUUUUUUCGUGAACCCAAUUUAAUUUAUACAGAUUUAAUAGCAAAGUUAAAUCUAAUUAAAAGAUAAUUCACUUAAGGCAUUUCUUUCUUAGAGAGAAUUUUAGAAAAACAUUACAGACCAAUUCCAUUAAAUAAUAUUGGAAAUCAAGAAGUCGAUAAUAAAAUAAAUUGCAUAUUAAAACUUGAUAAAGUUUAGAAAUUAGUAAAUGACAGAAUAGACAAUAUUUUUGAACAUACAUUAAAAUCAAUAAAACUUACAUACCAAGAUUUAACCAUAGGAACAGAAUUUUAAUGUAAAAUCAUAAAUAUAUUGUAUUAGGUUAUGAAUAGACUUAAAAAUAAAACUAUAAGGAAGCACUUCCAUUAAUUGAAUAAUGUUUGUUGUUGGAUAGCAAAAAUACUAUUUUGAAGUUGGCUAAAGGUAAUAGAAUUAUAAUAUAUAUAUAGCUGAAAUUUAUUCAAAUACAAAUAAAGUAUUAGAAGCAAGAUAAAUUUAUGAGCAGAUACUUUAAACAGAAGAUGCCAAUCCUUGGGCUUUCUUAGAAUUUCGUAUUAAUUUAUUUUAAUUGAAUUAGACAAACUUCUUAAUUAGCAAGAAAGGAGAUGAUU
Messenger RNA from Paramecium pentaurelia, 772 nucleotides. The record is from the annotation of a GenBank genome assembly. Lineage: Eukaryota; Ciliophora; Oligohymenophorea; Peniculida; Parameciidae.